Messenger RNA from Nicotiana tabacum (common tobacco), 468 nucleotides. RefSeq lists its product as uncharacterized. The record is from RefSeq and is a predicted model, not a curated record. Lineage: Eukaryota; Viridiplantae; Streptophyta; Magnoliopsida; Solanales; Solanaceae.
AUGACGUCAAAGUUUGGCGAGUUAUCAAAAAAAGGAAACUAUCAACUACCAACAGUUGUUCAACCACCUGCUGAUCCAGAAGAUAUAGAUGAAUACACAGACGAGCAGAUGGUAGUUUUUCAAGCCAAUGCUAAAGCAAGAAACUUACUCUAUAAUGCUACAAGUGGAGAGGAAUAUGAAAAAAUCUCUAUUUGUGAUGCGGCCAAAGAAAUAUGGGAUAAACUAGAAGUUACUUAUAAAGGAACCAGCAAAGUGAAAGAGACUCACAUCAACAUGUUAGUUCAUGACUGCAAACUUUUCCAGAUGAAACAAGGAGAAUCCAUUGAAGAAAUGUUUGCGAGGUUCAGCGAAAUCAUUAGCGAUCUAAAUGCUUUUGGUAAACCAUACUCAAGUGGAGAUCAAUUUAAGAAAAUUAUGAGGAGUCUACCUACCACUUGGCAGACAAAAAUAGUUGCACUUGAAUCAUAA